CCGCGAUCGGAAGUUACGUCACGUACGGUAAAUUCUAGGUAGCUGGCAGUUUCCUUCUUCUCAGUGCCUGUUAGCCAUUGUCGACUCUGCUUACCGGGUUACUGGAGUUUGAGAGACAAGAGCUGACAUCGUACGUUUAACAUAGAAGGAGAGAGAAGUAAAGAGAAAGUUACUUACAUUUGAGAUAAAAUAGUCAGCCGAACAAGAUGUAUACUAACGGUUACACACAACAAACUUCUUUCAGACCCAGAGCUAACAGAGAGUAUGGCAACAGGGGUGUAGGCGGAGGAACUUAUUGGAACAGUCAACAACAAAAUCCAAAUAAAUUCAACAACAUGAACAACAAUCCCAACAAAAAACAACAGCAACAGCAAAACCAACAAAAUAACCAGAAGAAAGCCCCUGGUGAUUUGUUGAAAAAACCAGACUGGGACAUGGAAGCACUACCAGCGAUUACUAAAAAUCUCUACGUACCCCAUCCAAAUAUCAGAAGCCGUUCACCCGAUGACGUUCACAAGUACCACGCUGGAAAAGAAAUAACUGUCAAGGGAAACAAUACUCCACUACCGAUCCAAGCUUUUGAAGAGAGUAAUUUUCCAGAUUAUGUAAUGCAAGAAAUUGGUAAGCAAGGAUUUCAAGAACCGACGGCCAUUCAAGCUCAGGGCUGGCCCAUUGCUCUCAGCGGUCGUGACAUGGUUGGUAUUGCUCAAACCGGAUCGGGAAAAACCUUAGCAUAUAUCCUCCCAGCAACGGUACACAUCAAUCACCAGCCGCGAUUAAGCCGUGGAGAAGGUCCGAUCGUCUUGGUAUUAGCUCCAACGCGUGAGCUGGCUCAACAGAUCCAGUCAGUAGCACGAGACUUUGGAUCCUCAUCAUGCAUUCGCAAUACUUGUAUAUUCGGUGGGUCUCCCAAAGGACCCCAAGCCCGGGAUCUCGAGCGUGGAGUUGAGAUCUGCAUCGCGACACCUGGACGUUUGAUUGACUUCCUGGAGAAAGGCACAACCAACCUGAGAAGAUGUACUUACCUUGUAUUGGACGAGGCUGACCGUAUGCUGGACAUGGGAUUCGAGCCACAGAUCCGCAAAAUAAUCGAACAAAUCAGGCCAGACAGACAAGUUCUGAUGUGGUCUGCAACUUGGCCGAAAGAAGUUCAGGCUCUUGCUGAAGAUUUCCUCACUGAUUACAUUCAGAUCAAUAUUGGAUCUUUAACUCUUGCUGCAAAUCACAAUAUUCGUCAGAUUGUUGAAAUUUGUCAAGAACACGAGAAAGAGUCUAAGCUAACGGGGUUACUGAGAGAAAUAGGCUGUGAGAGAGGAAACAAAACGAUAAUAUUCGUCGAGACAAAGAAGAAAGUCGAUGACAUUACAAAAGCGAUAAAGCGGGAAGGCUGGUCUGCGAUUGCUAUUCACGGUGAUAAAUCUCAACCGGAGCGUGAUUACGUUUUGUCUGAGUUUAGAAAUGGCAAGACAGCAAUCCUAGUUGCAACUGAUGUAGCAGCUCGUGGUCUUGAUGUUGAAGAUGUUAAGUACGUUGUCAACUUCGAUUAUCCAAACAGUUCCGAGGAUUACAUCCACAGAAUUGGAAGAACAGGACGUUGUCAGAGCGCAGGUACAGCUUACGCGUACUUCACCCCCAACAACGCCCGACAGGCCAAGGAAUUGAUAUCCGUGCUCGAGGAAGCUGGCCAGAUAAUCAACCCACAGCUGUCUGAGCUGGCAAGUGCGCAGCGCGGCCAGUUUGGCAAGAAUCGUCAGCGGUGGAAUCCUGCCAGAUCUUCACCAAACAACAACCCGAACUCCAGCCCCAGAGGCAACGCCGGCAGUCCUACUGGCACUUGGUCCAACAAUCAGCAGACGAACGUGUACCAACAACAGCAACACAACUCUUAUGAGAGAUCCAACAUGCAUCGCCAGCAAAACGGAUACGUUCCUCGCCAGCAGAAUAAUUACCAGAACGGCAAUUACCAGCAGCAGCAGCAACAACAACAACAACAACAACAACAACAGCAGCAGCAACAACAGACCCAACAGCGUCAAUCAAACACCGGUUACCAACAAAACAACUACCAUCAGUCCCAAAAUUCUCCCAAUUACCAGGGCCAGAAUGGAGGACAACGGUACCAGCCUCGUUCCGCGUAUCAAAAUAACCGCAGCAUGAAUCCUCAACGACAACAAAGCGCGUACGCUGGAAAUCAGAACGGGCAGAAUGUCUACUCGAUGCCACCACCAUUCCUAAUGCCGUCUAACGGUCACACUGAUUCGGGAAUACAGAGUCUAGUUAGUAACAAGUUCUUCCAGACAAACAGACCACCACCAACUGCCAACGCAUGUGCAUAUCAAUCAAUGGGAUACGGUCAGUUCCAAGCUGUUUCACCCUACGGAUAUCCUUACCCACCAACACCCGUUCAACAGUGAUUCUCCAGUACUAGAGGUAAAUUUAUAUAAAAGUUUGCGUCGAAAUAAGGAUCAAUUAUUAUCGUCAAUUGCGUUAUAUAAAAAAUACGCUUUGACAUUAUUCUUAUAAUUUUUUUUUUCUUUAUAAAUCACCAAAUGGGCUUUUUAUUGUUAAAUCAAUAUAUCUCCUUCGUCUAAUGUCUUUACAAUAAUCUUAAUAAUUUUAUUUUAAUUAAUGCAUAUAUAUUUAUAUAAUAAUAUUAAUAAUACUAGUUCUUUUUUUUUUUUUUUUUUGUUUGGUUGUUUGGUGGUUAUACUAUUCGUACUUUUCUGGAAUGGUGCUCAUUGGCGAAUAAAUUUUCAGCCUUGAGGAUAAAUAAACUUUAAUCGCUAAAAUCAAAGUUAACACAUGACAAGCUUAUUCAUUAAAUUUAUUAUCUAAGGCCUACGAUGUUAUAAAUCAUAGCCAAUUAAUAAUAAUGAAUAUUUCGGUUUAUCUGGUAAUUUUACACAUAUAUAUUUAUUGUUUUACAAAGUACAAUUUCAUCCUGAUACGCGAUAUCAAGGGAUGGACAUAAUUAAAAGAAUUGAAAGGUAAAUAAUUAAAAUUAAAUUAAUAAAUGCGCCAAUUAUUUGAGGCACAUUCCAGUCGAGUUUUGACUUUAAAUAAUAGCUCGAUAGCGGUGGUAUAAUAAUAACUAUUAUAAUAUAUUAAUCGUAAAAAAAAAAAACAAUAUUUGGUAAAUGACCACGGAUGUAGUUUUUAAUUGAUGGUCAUUAAAAAUAUUAUAUUAUAUUGAUGAAUAGUAAUCUCUUUGCAGUAAUAAUGUAAAACUAUUAUCUGUAUGCUUUUCUGAAAUGCACGAAACGUAUAGAAGGGGGGUGGGCUAGGAUUAAUGAUUUAUAAUGUUUAUUUAUAACUUUGCGUAUGCUGAAGACAUUCUAUUUAAAAAUUAAAAAGAUGUAAGAAAACAAAUAAGGCCUUUUGCAUAAAAAUUAAGCUCUGCGUCCAAUAAGAAACAAAAUAAUAAUAAAAUAAAGUUUAAUAAACCAGUGUGGGAUUUUAGAUAUUAAUAAAUCUCUUCGUACUCGAGACUGAUAGAUAAUAUGUCUCGGUUAAAAACGUCUUUCAAUGUUUUUGAAGCUCUUAAAAAGGACGAUUGACUAUUAUCGAAUAAAUAAACAAAUGUCAAGUUAAAAGGGCGCGUAGUUGCAUGGCUGUAAAGCUCGGUACCUUAUUUUUGUAUGAAAUAAAACUAAUUAAAAAGAAAAAAAAAUAAGUAAUUAACAAUUUGUUGUUAGAUCAACGAGUUAAUAAUAUAAAUAAAAGUUUAUAUUUAUGCAACUGGCCACCGAGUGGUCCCAUUUUGCACGCCCUCGUGCAGGCACGUGCAGGCUGUGGCUGCCAAUCGUAAACCCAAUUGUACCUGUUUUAGUUGACGCGUCUAAAAAUUUAAUUAGUAUAAAGAUAAAAGAAGAAAAAAAAAACAUACUUUUAAAAAUUGUUUUUUCUUAUUAUUUUUUUUUUAUGUCAUCAUUUACGUUUUAGUUAUUAUAUUACUCUGUGAGUCUAGGUUGUUUGUAAUGUAACAUUAAUAAUCUGUUAAAUAAGUAAAGUCGCAUAAAGAUACUAUACUACUAUCGAAAUACUACGAGGCUAACAGGUGUCAAACGCUAAUUUUAAUGGCUCGUGUAUAGGGCAGUUCCUUUUCAGUCUUGGGCAAUUUUAAUAAAUACCCAAGUACUGCGUUUUUUAAUUAAUAAAUAAAGGUUAAAGAAAAAUAAAUAGAGAGCAAACAAAUGAGGAUAAAUAAAAAAUGAAAAUGAUCAUUUAUUGUAACGAGGAUCCCUGCGACCAAUAUUUAAACAAAAUUGUUUGUAUAUUAUUAUUAUUAUUACUAUUAUUAUGUUUACUGUAACUAAUAUUGUGAUCCUUGAUUGAAAAUCUAGCGUCUGUUCGAUGAUAAUUUAAUAAUUGUUCAGUGUAUUUUUUAUUUAAGAGCCACGUUCUGUUAUUGUGUAGUUUAUGUCAGGCCAUUUAAUUAGUCUCUAUAAUAUUAUAAUUAUAAAUACUACUAUUAAUUAUUAUUAUUAUUAUUAUUAUUAUUAUCGUUGUUGUUAUUAUUAAUUUUAGUUUAAAGUGGUCUUGCAUAUUUAAACUCACGCACACGUCAAUUUUUUUUUCUAUUAAUUAUUUUUAAUCAUUAUUAUUGAUGUGUCAUUAAUUAAAAUCCGAUUUGGAAGUAAUGAGAUAUAUUAUUGUUGUAUCUUUUUACUCGAAUUUAAGCUUUUUUCCUCAACAAACAUGACAAUCGACAGACGCUGAGAUAGUUAUUGUUAAAUAAAAAAAAAAAAAAUGAAACAAAUAAUGGAGGAUAAUUAAAUAGCAAAAAGAGAGAAAGUGAGCAUGAGUGAGAUAAAUAAAAGUAAAUAAUAAAAAGAGAAAGCUUACAAAUCGCAAGUGAUAAAACUGCAGGAGGCUGCCGUACAUUAGCGUAUUCUCUCUGUCGAAUUUAUAAUGACACUUAGUUUUUUUACUUUAGCAAGAAAAAAAAAUAAUUAAAUUAUUAAAAAUAAUAAUUGUAAUAACAAUGAUAAUAUCAAAGUUUUUUAUAAGUAAUAUUAAUGAGUAAUCUAAUAUUAUUAAAGAGAAUUUAAAUAAAUAAAUAUGUCACUUGGAUAUCGAUAGGGAGUUUACGCGUAGCUCUGUGAUAUGUAAUAUGUGUAGCGCACGGAUAAAUUUUAAUGAAAUAAAAUUUUUAUGCGCAGCAUGGUUAUAAUAGGGAAACGUAUCUCAUCAAUUUUAUAUAUGUGGUAUACCAUAUCAUGUUAUCUCGAUGGGGAUUUUGCUGUCGACUGGCGGAAAUUGAUACAUACAAACAAAUUAUUUAUUUAAUAACACAAGAGUAAAGAGAAAAAAAAAAAAAAAAACAUUAUUAUUGAUAAAUUAAGGCAGUUUAUGAGUCUCCCAAUUUAAAAAUUGGUAUUUAUUGUAAACCAAUUUUAAUGAAACUUAUUUACAAAGAAAAAUCUAUUAAACGCGUUCUAAAUAAGUGGUGAGCAAGUGCGAGCGAACGUGAGGGAGAGAAAGGUAGAAUAACGAGGAUUAGAGCGAGCGAAAUAAUUAAAAAAAUAAACAAAUGAAGAUAAAUAAAUAACAAUAAAAUAAUAAUGAAUCAACUUUAUUACAAAAUAGUUAAUAGAAUAAACGGGGCAACGACGAGACCUCUGCUAACUGAUACUUUCUGAGUACUCUGACUGUGUUAGGUAUAUUAAGAAUAGCUGAUAAUUAUUUUUUGAAAAAUAAUAAAAGAAAAUGAAUAAAGAGAUGUUUUUAAAUAAAAUAAAAUAAUUAAAAU
This is a messenger RNA of Cotesia glomerata, 5752 nucleotides long. Its product is annotated as DEAD-box ATP-dependent RNA helicase 20-like. NCBI's taxonomy places the organism in Eukaryota, Metazoa, Arthropoda, Insecta, Hymenoptera, Braconidae. Bases 207 to 2414 code for a protein of 735 amino acids. Gene Ontology annotation, cellular component: cytoplasm; nucleus; ribonucleoprotein complex. Gene Ontology annotation, molecular function: ATP binding; RNA helicase activity; RNA binding. The transcript is spliced from 4 exons. The record is from RefSeq and is a predicted model, not a curated record.